Molecule: messenger RNA, 4447 nt
Organism: Hibiscus syriacus
Lineage: Eukaryota; Viridiplantae; Streptophyta; Magnoliopsida; Malvales; Malvaceae
Product: disease resistance protein RGA2-like
Exons: 4
Coding region: 85-3573 (1162 amino acids)
Biological process (GO): regulation of DNA-templated transcription; defense response to other organism
Molecular function (GO): DNA binding; DNA-binding transcription factor activity; ADP binding
Source: RefSeq, a predicted model, not a curated record
GACACCGGCACUUCAUCUUCUUCAAAUCACUUCCAAACACUUUGCCUUUAGUUUCAGUUCGAAGCAGCAACUUCAUCUUCUUCAAUGGCAGAAUCAAUUAUUUAUGACAUCAUCACCAAAUUGAGCUCCCCUCUUGUGCAGCAACUUGGCUUGUGGUGGAAUUUCAAAGACGACCUUGAGGACCUCGAAAGCAUUGUGUCUGCAAUCAAAACUGUGCUUCUUGACGCCGAAGAGCGAUCUACAAGUAACAUUCCUGUCAAGCACUUCCUUGAAAAGCUGAAAGAUGCGCUUUAUGAUGCCGAUGACCUUUUGGAUGAUAUCCAUACUGAAGCUUUGAGGAAAGAUCUGCUGAGUGGGAACAAGCUGACGAAAGAGGUACGCGUUUUCUUUUCAAGCUCAAACCAGGUUGCUUAUGGUCUCAAAAUGGGAAGUAAAAUCAAGGCCAUUAAGGCCAGUUUAAGUACCAUUCAAAAUCAGACCAAGUUGUUAAAAUUAGUACCGCGUGAGUAUCCUAUGGAGACGCCUUUCAUGGCCAAAAGGAGGCAGCAGACGCACUCUUUUGUGCCUAAAGAUAAAAUAAUAGGGAGGGACGAUGAUAAAGCAGCUCUUCUGAAACUCUUGUUAGAGUUCGACAGUGAAGAGAAUGUUCAUAUCAUUCCAAUUGUGGGGUUCGGAGGGUUAGGCAAGACUGCAUUGGCACAGUUGGUCUAUAAUGAUGAAAUGGUUAAAAAGCACUUUGACUUGAGGAUGUGGGUAUGUGUCUCAGAUGUUUUUGAUGUGAAAACAAUAGUUGCAAACAUUAUUAAAUCUGUGACUAACCAUGCACCCGAUCAAAAUCUCGAAAUGGAUCAACUGCAGAAACAACUUCGAGGUGAAAUUAAUAGGAGUAAAUAUUUGCUUGUUUUGGAUGACAUUUGGAACGAGGACAGGGAACGAUGGGUUAGCUUAAAGAAUUUACUGAUAGGUGGGGAUAAAGGAAGUAGGAUAAUAAUAACUACUCGCUCUCACAAGGUAGCAAAGUUAACUAGUAAAUGCCAACCCCAUGUUCUUAAAGGCUUGUCUGAAGAUGAUUCUUGGUCGUUGUUCAAAGAUAUAGCAUUUGAGCAAAGAUCUGCAGACUUGACAAAUUCAGGCUUUGUGGAGAUAGGAAAGCAGAUUUCAGAAAUGUGUCGUGGAGUUCCUUUAGUCAUAAAGACUAUAGCUGGUACCUUAUCUUUUAUAGAAACCCAGAAUGAGUGGCUUUCUUUUAAAGAUAAUGAACUUGCUAGAAUAUCCCAAAAAGAUAAUGAAAUUCUAUCUACACUUAAGUUGAGUUAUGAUCGUCUCCCAUCUCAUUUGAAGAAUUGUUUUGCUUAUUGUAGAUUAUACCCAAAAGAUCAUAAAAUUGAUGUGAAAACACUUGUUCAAUUUUGGAUUGCACAAGGCUUUGUAAACCAAUCAACUUCGAGUCAACCACUAGAAGAUAUUGGGUUUGGGUAUUUUAAAGGUCUAGUUGAAAGAAAUCUUUUUCAAGAGGUAGAAGAAGAUGACUUCCGGGGAAUAGUAUGUAAAAUGCAUGAUUUUAUGAAUGAUCUAGCUGAAUCAGUAGCAGGUAGAGAAGGCAGUCUUUUAAAUUCAAAUUCAAGUACAAGUGAACUUGAUGAGAAUUGUCGUCACUUAUCUGUCGAUUUUUCAUUAAUUCCUUUGCAAAAGGGAAAGAAGUUGCGAACUUUGUUGAAAUUCUCGAACAAGAAAGUUGAAAAUAUGAGUGAUGCGAGUUGGAAUUGGAUAGUUUCAGAUUGUAGAUGCUUGCGUGUGUUGGAAUUGUGUGAUUUAAAUCUUUUUAGAAUUCCAGGCUUCAUUAAAAAGUUGAAACAUUUGAGGUACCUUGAUCUCUCUUGGAAUCCUAAUCUUUUUUUCAUCCCCAAGAGCAUUUGCAAGAUGCAAAAUCUGCAAGUGCUGAAAGUUGAGUUUUGUUACCGGCUUAAAAGAUUGCCAAAGAAGAUUGAAAAAUUGGUGAAUCUCACCCAUCUUUCGUGUGCUGGUUGUUGGGGGUUAACUCAUAUGCCUAGUGGAAUAGGGAAGCUGACUUUGCUUCAGACAUUAAGCAUGUUUGUUGUGGAUAAAGACGGUGCCCAUGGUGCAGCAGCAGCAGAUCUAAGUGAAUUGGGUGGCCUUAACAGCUUAAGGGGAGAGCUAAUAAUAAAAAAUUUGGGAUUCGUGAAAAAUGCAGGAGACAAGUUCAAAGCUGCAAAUUUGAAAGAGAAGCAACAUCUGCAAUCAUUGGUUUUAGAAUGGAGAGGUGAUAUCAAUGAUGAUGGCAAAGAAGAUGAUGAUGAUGAAGAGAAGUCACUAAAGGACCUCGAGCCCCAUCCUAAUCUGAAGAAGCUCCAUUUGAGAGGAUGGAGGGGCAAUGCCAAGUUUCCAAGUUGGUUUUCUUUGCUCACAAAUCUGGUGGAUAUUCGAAUAAAGGGUCCAAGCAAAUUUAAACAUCUCCCUUCCUUUGCUCGAUUGCCUCAUCUUCAACGGCUAAAGAUUUCCAAGUUGACUGAGCUGGAGUACAUGGAAGAUAAUGGCCCUAGUGGAGGACAUGCAGAUUCAGUAUCAUUCUUCCCGUCGCUUAAGCUUCUUCACCUCAAGGAAUGCCCAAAUAUGAAGAGUUGGUGGAGGAACAGCCCGAUCGAUGAUGAUAAGGAUGACGACAAGGAUAGAACAGCAUCAACCAUGGCAUUCCCUUGUCUUUCCAGUUUAUGCAUUAAAAAUUGCCCUUUGAGUUCAAUGCCUUUGUAUCCAUCAGUCGAGGAUGAGCUGAUCUUGGUGAAUACCAGUUCAAGGCCAUUAAAGCGUUCGACCUCUUUUGUUACGACGCCAUCAAGUUCAACCUCUUUUGUUCCUUUCUCCAAAUUGAAAUCGUUCGAAGCGGAGAAUAUCAAAGAACUGGACCACGACAUGCUAGAUGAGUGCCUGAAAAAUAUGACUUCCCUUAAAAGGUGGGGUAUUGGUUCUUGCAGUUGGCUCAAGUCAUUAUCUGGGUUGUUGCAACAGAUGACCGGUCUCACAAGUUUAAAGAUAAAAGAUUGCAAGGAGCUUGAUAUAGAGGGCAUGCAGUGGGAACCCCUUAAGAAUCUCUCUGGUUUGGAGAUCGAUAAUAUUCCGCAGCUCGUGUCUCUCCCCCUUUGGCUUCAACAUCUGGAUCAACUGAAAACAUUAGAAAUCGAGAAUUGCAAUGGAUUGAGGUCACUCUUUCCUGGCUUCCAACAUCUCACUUCCCUCGAAAAGCUUCGAAUAAUCGACUGCACGGAGCUGGAGUUUUCUGCAGAUGGCAUUCAAAAAUUCGAAGAUUAUACGAGCCUACGCCAUAUACGCCUGGAAAAUAUUCCAAAGUGUCAGCAUCUUCCGGAGUGGCUUCAACAUGUGACAAAUUUGAAAGAGCUUUAUCUCAUAUUUUUGCCCGGUUUAACAUCGUUUCCGGAUGACCUGCGUUGCCUAACCAGUUUGGAACAGCUACAUAUGAUACACAUUUCCAAGUUGCCCGAUUGGCAUCAGAUCGCUCACAUUCCUCGCAUUUGGGUGGAUUGUGUUCAGGUGCAAUAGCUUCCGAAGCGCAUUCGAGUACUUCAGGAAUUUAUAUGCAGAAAAAGAGGAGCAUGAGCUCAAUGGAAGACAUACAUUCUUCAAGACUUGAUCCAUUCCUCAGCAGAGGACAUCAAGAUUUCCGAAAGAGGGGAUAUACGAGGAAGGCCUUCGAAUUGUCCAUGUUUGAUGUUCAGGGGAAGAAGUGCUAAGAGAGAAUAUAUGCAUUUUCAUGACUAGGGACAUUAUUAUGUAUGCAAUAUGCAGAUUGUUCAUACUAGGUGUGCAAAACUGAGCCUGCAACAAUUAUGAGAUCGGUUGGGCUUUUAUCAUUCUUUGUACUAUGAUCUUAAUAGUGGAAUUUUCUCUGGGCAAGGCCCCGCAGAUGUAGGUGUGACACCGAACUGCGUAACCAAUGUGUUUGUGUUCUUGCGCAUUUUGUGCUUGUUACAGCAACUAAAAGGAUAACUAUCAACCAGUCAUGCACUUUCAACAAGUGUUUCUAUAUUUUGAUCCGGCUCUAUCUCAUAAGGAUAAUCUCUUAGCAGCUUGAAACUGUGCCAAAUCUUCCAAAGUGAAGUCCUCAGCUGGCAACUUGCCUGCACCAUUGCACCAAUAGUUCCCACUUGCCACGAUUAAGGAUACCAUGAAUUCACCAAACUUUGAUGAAAACCUAUAUUUUCCCUUGAGUCCACUAAUGACCUUUCCUUUGUCACCUCUAUUGGACCCUCACCUUGAACCAAAUGCAACAUCCAUCAAUGGUGGCUCAGAUGAUCUGUGCAUCAAUGGUGAUGAAAUUAGCUUUGGUUUUCUUAGUAAUGAUGCACAAAUGAACUGAAUCGAGGAUCCCGCAUCGAUCAAUCCGAAUCCAAUCGAGACCCCUUAUAAUGUGACU